This is a messenger RNA of Drosophila sechellia, 730 nucleotides long. RefSeq names its product Salivary gland secretion 3 (gene Sgs3). NCBI's taxonomy places the organism in Eukaryota, Metazoa, Arthropoda, Insecta, Diptera, Drosophilidae. The record is from RefSeq and is a predicted model, not a curated record. The transcript has 2 exons. Bases 34 to 552 code for a protein of 172 amino acids.
AAGUAUCAGUUUGUGAAGAAUUAAGUGACAAACAUGAAGCUGACCAUUGCUACCAUUGCUCUAGCGAGCAUCCUGCUUAUUGGCUACGCUAAUGUUGCCAACUGUUCGGAUUGUGGAUGCCCCACGAAGCCCCCUACAACCACAACCACAACUACCUGUAAACCUACGACCACCACAACUACCUGUAAACCUACGACCACCACAACUACCCGUAAACCUGCGACCACCACAACUACCUGUAAACCUACGACCACCACAACUACCUGUAAACCUACGACCACCACAACUACCCGUAAACCUGCGACCACCACAACUACCUGUAAACCUACGACCACCACAACUACCCGUAAACCUACGACCCCACCUAAACCACCAAGCACACCUAAGCCUACCAAUAAGCCGUGUGGUUGCAAGAGCUGCGGUCCUGGAGGCGAGCCUUGCACAGGAUGCGCUAAGAGGGAUGCACUGUGCAGGGAUCUCAACGGCUUACUCCGCAAUCUGGAGCGCCAGGUUCGUCAAUGCGUCUGCGGCCAACCGGAUUGGUUGCUGUGAAGCGUCGAAGGAGCGCUUUACCCACUCCCGUACUAAUCGAUCUGACUGCACCCCAGCGAAAUGCAUUUUGUGGGGGAGUUUGGACAGGACUUUGACUUCGCUUUGUUUUUGUUAUCACCAAUUGAUUUGACGUGUUAGAAUUGAAUAAAUUAGUUAGACUGCAUACAUUUUAAAAGCA